This is a messenger RNA of Anisakis simplex (herring worm), 1374 nucleotides long. The record is from the annotation of a GenBank genome assembly. Lineage: Eukaryota; Metazoa; Nematoda; Chromadorea; Rhabditida; Anisakidae.
UUCAAUGUUUAUUUCAAAAGCCUUGGCCCAUCGAAUACGUUCCUGAAAGAGUAUUGGGAAUCAUUGAAUUGUACGACUCAAGUGAAUUUCGGAGAAUGUUUCUCUCAUCUGGGUAUUACGUUCGAGCAAGAGGCCUACGUUUCAUCAGUAGUUGAUGCGGUUAACCUUGUUGCAAGAGCGUUGCAUCGAUAUGUUAAGACUGCAUGCGGUAAAAUACCGUUUCAUAAGUGCAACGUUUCGCGGAUUGGUUUUGAAGGAAGUCGACUGCAAAAAUACUAUCGCAACGUUUCGUUAACACCUGGUAGCCCUCCGUUAAUUGAUGCAAACGGUGACGGUAUUGGCAAGUACAGCAUUUAUCAGUUGAACGAUCAUGGCAGAUAUACGAAAGUAGGAAAAUGGAUCGCUGGAAAGGACUUUGAUCUGGACAUCGACCGAGUUAGGAAUGGACUGAAGAAUUGGGACGCACCGUUACCACUCUCGGUUUGUAGCACCAAAUGUGACCGAGGAUAUUAUCGUGCCUAUCAAGACCAAACAUGCUGCUGGACGUGUAUUCCCUGCGAUGUUACAACCUCUAUUAUAUUGAACGAAACUAGUUGUAUUCAAUGUCCACUGGGUGAAGUACCGAAUAAGGAUCUGGAUACGUGUAAACCUAUCCCACCAGAAAUACUGCAUUAUGAUAGUCCAUGGGUCGUUCUGCCUGCAGCGUUUUCUACACUCGGUAUCGCAGCAACGAUUUUCGUUGUUUUGGUUUUUAUUCGAUACAGUUCAACACCAGUCGUUAUGGCAUCAGGUCGAGAGCUGUGCUAUUGCAUGCUCAGUGGUAUAUCGCUUUGCUAUAUGGUCACAUUCGUUCUCGUUUCAAAGCCAACCGUCGGCAUAUGUGCUGCUUCGAGGGUUUUGAUUGGUUUAUCGAUGUCGGCUAUUUACGCUGCGAUACUCACCAAAACGAAUCGUCUCGCAAGAGUUUUUGCACCACACAGUGCGGCUAGACCCGGUUGCAUAGUUCCUCGUGCCCAGGUUGGUAUCUGUGCGGCGAUCGUUUCUGUGCAACUGGUUGGUUCAUUGAUAUGGUUGAUAAUCUAUCCGCCCGGUACGAAGGUACAAUUCCCGACUCGAACCGAAGCCAUUCUAACGUGCAAAGCCACGGCAGCGCAUUUGUUGGCGUCGUUGAUGUACAAUAUGCUGCUCAUUAUUGCGUGCACGUUGUACGCAUUCAAAACACGCAAAAUACCCGAGAAUUUCAACGAAACGCGUCUGAUUGGAUUCACGAUGUAUAGCACGAGCAUUCUUUGGUUAUCGUUUGGGCCGAUAUACUUUGCGACUCAAAACAAUUUCAAGGUUUACGUUUUUGAUACUUCACGCUUUCAUUUUUAA